UGACGAUGACAUUUUUGACAGUGACAGUUAAAUAGUGAACAAUAAAUAAAAGUGAUGUGUUUUCAUUUGUUAGCAACUCAAAAAAAUGAGCUCUGAUAAUAAAUUAAAAGUCGAUCCGGGCUGGAACGAUCCGCCGUUGUUAAAUUACGAUGUAUCCAAUCCACCUCCAAAGUCUCGAAUAUUGAAUAAAAGAGUAGCUUUUCCGUUGACUGGAGGCAUUUCUCCAUCGAAACCCUCAGAUUUACCACCGAAUGCGCCUCCAUUACCUGUACCUGAUUUUACGGUUGAACAAGCAAAACAACUUUUAGAUAAAUUGUUUACAUCUGACAAAUCGAAGGAACGCUUCCAUAAAACUUGCGACAAUGAAUUGCCCGAAGAAUUCCAAAAAUCUCUAAGAUUGAUGGGCGAAUGUUUAAUGAAAAACAACAAACUUGGUGCUGAAAUUCAUCGACAGGAACUUGUAAAGUUCCACAAGAAAUUAUGCGAAAGUUGGAUUAAUGAUGUUAAAUUUUAAUAAGAAAUAAAGGCUGUGCUUUUUUUG
Phyllotreta striolata is the source of this 541-nucleotide messenger RNA. The record is from the annotation of a GenBank genome assembly. NCBI's taxonomy places the organism in Eukaryota, Metazoa, Arthropoda, Insecta, Coleoptera, Chrysomelidae.